Poeciliopsis prolifica (blackstripe livebearer) is the source of this 2243-nucleotide messenger RNA. RefSeq names its product transcriptional adaptor 1 (gene tada1). The coding region runs from base 179 to 1156 and encodes 325 amino acids. NCBI's taxonomy places the organism in Eukaryota, Metazoa, Chordata, Actinopteri, Cyprinodontiformes, Poeciliidae. The transcript is spliced from 8 exons. The record is from RefSeq and is a predicted model, not a curated record. Gene Ontology annotation, molecular function: transcription coactivator activity. Gene Ontology annotation, biological process: regulation of transcription by RNA polymerase II. Gene Ontology annotation, cellular component: SAGA complex.
AAAAACAACAAAACUGUCUUCUAUCAAUUGGCUGGUAAUUAUGUGUCGGCUAAAAAAACGUACAAGAUUAAAAUUUGAUUGUUUUUUAUUUAUUUAUUUCUUGUUAAAUAACUUUCAUUUUCUGAAGAAGUUUGCAUAAAACCUCGGCGUCGCUUGGUAAUGACGUGCUUUUGACGCUAUGGCCGCUCACGCUAGCGAGCUGGAGAUUGCGAAGAAGAAUUUGACGAACGCCAUCGGCGAUAACGUGAAGCAUUAUUGGGCUAACCUAAAGCUGUGGUUCAAACAGAAGAUUAGCAAAGAAGAGUUUGACGUCGAGGCACGUCGCCUGCUGCCUCAGGAGAAUGUCCACUUUCACAACGACUUCCUGUUGGCCAUUCUCACGCGAUGUCAGAUCAUUGUUUCCACACCAGAGGGCCCAGGCUCCUUGCAGUGGCAAAGCUGUGCCUCAAAGUCUGACAAGUCAAAAGGAAAGAAGAAAUGUUCCUCCAGGCAGAAAUUUGAUCACCGCUUCCAGCCACAGAACCCUCUGUUCGGCGCACAGCCGUUCAGCCCGCGGGAGGCGGGCGGCGAGGAGGAGGAGCUACGGCUGAGCGCCCACACGCUGCUGCUGCCGACCCGGGGCCAGCUGGAGGCCCGCAUGAUGGUCACCGCCUUCGAGAUGGGGCUGGACAACGUCACAGAAGACGCCAUCAGCACCGUGGUCUGUGCCGUGGAGCACCAUUUGAAAGACGUCCUGACCGCCGUAAUCACUCGGAGGAAGGCGUACCGGCUACGUGACGGACACUUCCCUUACGCCUUCGGCACCGACGUCACACCUCGACCUUAUCUGAAGAACAGCCUGUCUGCGUACCACGGCAUCAGCGAAUGUCCUCCUCCAAGCGCGUCUCUUGCUGCAUGCCCGCCGCCUCAGCCGUCGCCCGACGACGCCGAGCAAAAAGCCGUCCACUUGCUCGCUUGCUCCUCUGACACGCUACCUGCGCCUCUUCCUCCAAUCAGCAUGUUUGACCUCCUGGAAGCACUAAAGGUUCAUCGCGCCGUGAUGCCCUCCCACACCAUGUACGCCCUCAACAUGGAGCGCAUCCUGGUCCAGCUCUGGCACCCCAGCCAUGAGGAGCUGGAGCAGGACCGCAUACACAGGCAGAGGCUGGCCAGCUGAGAGUCUCUCUGACUCUCUCCUCGCCAGACUGUGGGACUGAGUUCGUCUCUGCAAACCAGUCAAUCUCCAGAACACCCAUAUGGGGGGGCGGUGUUUCCUGGAAAGUGGAGGACUUGGAUUCUACCUGUGGCUUACAGAAGAUGGAGCAAGAGGAAAACCAGGAAGCUGGAAUGACGUAAAAACUUUACCUGUCCAACUUUAAUUACUUGUUCACUGCACAAUAGGAAACAGUUGGUUCUAAUAGCUAUAAUUUUAGUCUAUUUUAAACUAUAGGAGCAAACAGUCUAGUUCUGGAAAAAACAAAGUCUUACCAAGUGUUUUUGGUCUAGUUUCUAGUGGAAAUAUUGUAGUUUUUUCUUAUUUCAGGUGCACUAACACACAAGCAAUGUUUCAGCAAGAUACAACUGUAUGAAGAUAUCUGCACCAGAAAUUAGACCAAAAAUACUUUCAUGCUUUUGGUGGAUUUCUUGUGGGAAUUUCUUCUUCAAAUAUAACCUGCUGCUUUAAGGAAUAACAAGUUGCAUCCUGGAUGUCCAUCACCUUUACGAAGCUGCAAGUAAUGUUAAUUAUUAGAAAUUUGACAAAAAUACAAAAGAAAUCUUUUUUUAAACGGAUUCAAUUUAUCAACUGUACCUCCAGCUUUGGUUGUGUAUGGUGUUACAAUCGGGACACUUUGCUUAUUACUUCCUCCUAAAUAGCAUAAAAGGUUCAAUUUUUUUCUGUUUUACUUUACUAAUUUAAGUAAGAUUUUUUUUAUUUGCACCUUGUAACACAUAAUUGUGAAGUGUGGCAAACACCCCCAGCCCCCACCUUGGCAAAUAAUUUAAUCUCACCUUAAACGGGUGAAACAUGUUGGCACCAUUAUGCCUCUGUAGGUUUGGCUGGAGCAGAGAAAUUUACACCACACUUUUCAGAUUUUUUGUUGUAAAAACAAGAGGUCUUCCAUUGACAAAUUAGGAUUAAAUCACAGAACUUUCUAGCAAAGAACUGUUAAGAUUUUAGGUUGCAAUGUUGAUGUGAAAAUUGUUAAAUUAGUAAAAAAAAACAACAACAAAUAUUUCAGUAAAGUGCGGUGUAUGAGAGAAAA